AUGAGUAACCGUAAUGUAUUUGUGAUGAUACCGUUUACUAUAAUACUGCUUUAUUGUGACAUUAUGGUGUCGGUAGAGGAUCGCGCCAAGGAUAAUGGUGACAUUUUUGUGCAGCACAGGGAGCAGCGAGAAUGUGUUGCGCCAAUUAUGGUGCACGCCAAUGGCAGCAACAGCAGCGAGGACAUGGAUGUGGCGCAUAUAUGCAAUAAUAGUUUUUCCAUACCAAGCGAUUAUAUUGUGCAAUUCAAUAGGAAUGGCGACCUGCCUGAAACAGUUGACAAAACCGGCAUGUGUUUCAUACGCUGCUACUUUGAAAAGGCAGGGUUGAUUAAAAACUGGCAAUUAAAUAAGGACUUGAUAAUGCAAACUAUGUGGCCGAUAAAAGCCGAUUCAAUUGCGUUUUGUGAGCCAGAAGAAAAACAAGAAAUGAACGCUUGUGUACGUAGUUAUGCCAUCGCAAAAUGUUUGAUGAAACGUGGUUUUCAAGAUACCUGCAACGAUACUGUUGCCUAAAAUAGAUUUUAAGUUUAUUAGAAACUUAAAAACUUUAAUUUAUUAAUCGCAAUGUAAUGCAAUAAAAACUUUGCUUAGU
Messenger RNA from Bactrocera latifrons, 592 nucleotides. RefSeq names its product general odorant-binding protein 84a (gene Obp84a). The transcript has 4 exons. Gene Ontology annotation, molecular function: odorant binding. NCBI's taxonomy places the organism in Eukaryota, Metazoa, Arthropoda, Insecta, Diptera, Tephritidae. The record is from RefSeq and is a predicted model, not a curated record. The coding region runs from base 1 to 513 and encodes 170 amino acids.